This is a messenger RNA of Aspergillus versicolor CBS 583.65, 1392 nucleotides long. RefSeq names its product aminotransferase, class III. Gene Ontology annotation, molecular function: transaminase activity; pyridoxal phosphate binding. The coding region runs from base 1 to 1392 and encodes 463 amino acids. Lineage: Eukaryota; Fungi; Ascomycota; Eurotiomycetes; Eurotiales; Aspergillaceae. The transcript is spliced from 5 exons. Gene Ontology annotation, cellular component: cytosol. The record is from RefSeq and is a predicted model, not a curated record.
AUGAGCACCCAAAAUAAAACCAACCCAGAUUCUGCUGCUACGAGCGCUGUUCUCCAUCGAGAUACCCGCUUUCUCCCCAAAAAGGCCGUCGGUGGUAAAGGCAGCUAUCUUUUCCUCGAAGAUGGCACCAAGUUCCUGGACUCGACGGGCGGCGCUGCUGUUUCCUGUUUAGGCCACGGCCAUGAGAAAGUGGGCCAGGCCAUUGUCGACCAGUUCAACCGAAUUGAGUAUUGCCACACUGCAUUCUUCGGGACAGACGUAUCUGAGGAGCUUGCUCGUUUUCUUGUCGACUCAACGGGCGGGAGAUUAUCUAAAUUGUUUGUGAUCAGUUCCGGCUCUGAGGCCGUCGAGGCUGCACUUAAACUCUCCCGCCAAUACUUCCUUGAGCUGUCUACACCCCAGCCCCAACGAACACGAUUCAUCGCCCGCAAGCCCUCUUUUCAUGGCACCACUUUAGGCGCCCUGGCAGCUGGCGGUCACGUUCUCCGUCGCCAACCUUUCGAGCCUAUAUUAUCACAAAACACCUCUCACGUAUCUCCAUGCUACGCUUACCGAGGGAAGAAAGAUGGCGAAUCAGACGCAGACUACGUCGUGCGACUUGCAGACGAACUAGACGCUGAGUUCCAGCGCGUUGGCCCUGAUACCGUCUGCGCUUUUAUCGCGGAGCCUAUCGUUGGAGCGGCUCUGGGCUGCGUCCCCGCUGUCCCAGGCUACUUCCCCGCCAUGAAGGCCGUUUGCGAGAAAUACGGGGCCCUCUUUAUCCUUGACGAGAUAAUGAGCGGUAUGGGUCGCUGCGGUACCCUGCAUGCCUGGGAACAGGAAGAUGUUGUCCCGGACCUUCAGACAAUCGGGAAGGCGUUGGGAGGCGGAUACGCUCCCGUCUCGGGUCUUUUGAUCUCGGAUAAGGUCGUGCAGGCUAUUGACAAGGGAACUGGUGCGUUUCGCCAUGGCCAGACUUACCAGGGUCAUCCGGUUUCGUGUGCGGCUGCGUUGGCUGUACAGAAGGUCAUUAAGGAGGAGGGGCUGUUAGAGAAUGUUCGGAGGAUGGGUGCGUAUUUGGAAGAUAGACUGAAGAAGGCUUUGAGUGGAAACCCGUAUGUUGGAGAUAUUAGAGGCAAGGGCCUGUUUUGGGGGAUUGAAUUUGUCAAAGACAAAGCCACAAAAGAACCUUUCAGUACCGACGCUGCGAUAGCAUUCCAUAUCCAGGAAACAGGGUUGAAGGCUGAAUACGCAAUCUCACUAUACGCUGCGCCGGGGACUGUUGAUGGGGUUCGAGGAGACCAUGUUAUUAUAGCGCCGCCUUAUAAUGUUUCCAAGGAGGAGAUCGAUAUCAUCGUGGACACGACUGUUCGGGUCCUUGAUGCGGUUUUCGCGCAGGUCUCGGGAUCUUAG